CGCUUUAUUUGUAAUUUUGAUAAUGUUGGGUUUUGGAUGAGUUUUUGUCGAAAUUCACCAAACUGUUUCACUGAACUUGAAUAAACUGACUAAUGGGGAAGAAAAAGCUCAGUAGUUCUGAGGCUCCAUGUGAGUUUAUUUUCAGUGCACAUGGUCUGGAGAAUCUGGAGUCUUCGUACCCUACACUUUUAAAAGUUGCCGGGUCAUAUGAACUGCCUUUACUAGAUUUAUCUUCUAUUCAAAUGGAAUUGGAGCAGAUUCUCGUUAGCGUUGUGGAACGUAUCGUUUGCCUAAAAGCUGAGUCGGAACGCAAAGAUUUACCUCUUAAUGUCAUUUCUGCAAUAAAACGUCAUCAAGUUAAUAGUGAACCUGAAUCCAAUCAAACUUGCCUCUCCAAACCUUCGUUGGUUGUAAAAGCGAAUCCUGACAAACCACUCACUUUAAUCAUAUCUCAGCGUUCAGGCCCUUGUUCUACCUCUCAGUCAAUACUGCCUACUGUUUCAGCUGGAGUGAGCAAGGCCAAGCCUUCAGUCAAUGCAUUUGGCUUACGACGAUCUAGCAGGUCUUCUAUCGAAGAAGUAUCUGAACUGAAUUCCCCAUCAUCUACUGACAAAAAUCAAUUGGCCUUAAGUUAUGCUAUUCCAAACAAAUUUUGGGAGCUUAUGGAACCUUACUGUGCCGAAAUAACAGAGGCAAAUAUCAGUUACUUGGAGGGUCUUAUCCGAUCUUAUCAACACAUAGAAUCAAUUUAUUUUCAUCUACCUACGCUAAGACAAAGUGAAGCGUGUAAAAGUGAAACUAUCGAGGCACCAGCUCAAAAAAGACUUAGGCGUGAGUCUUCUCAUACUAUUCAUCAAUCAACAGCUGAUGAAUCUUCAUGUUCGUUUAACAACUGUAAUUCAUUCAUGACUGCAUCUCAAAUGCUCAAUGUAACUAAGUGUUUAGAAGCAGAACUUAAGAAACCCAUUCCUGAGUCUUCUAUGUUAUGCAAAAUAUCACAAACUCUCCUGGAAUCAUGUUAUCAAGAAGAUAUAUUGUCAAGUUUCAGUGGGAAACUAAAUUGCUCAAAACAAAAAGCUGUCUCGAAUCAUGAAGCUGAAGAUAAUUAUUCAGGUUGUACUGACCCUAGUGGAUCAGAUUAUGGCAGUGUAUCAACUGAGGCGUUGCCUACAAAUGGAUUUAACGAUCUUCAUGCUUCAAACACUAUGCAUUCACAAGUGAAUCAGUCAUUGUCUGGAUUAACCUUAGCAAAUCAUAGUUUGUCAAUUGACCCGAAUUCGAUCACUUUACAUGCUAGUCAACCACUUAAGAGUAUAGCCAAACAGUUUCAUGUCAGCUCAUCCUAUCGAGUAGAAAAGAAGAUUGCACAGGCGAUCGAUGAAUUAGGUUUGUUUCCACUCAAUAUUUUGCAUCCCAAAGCAUCUCCUGUGGUUGAGUCCAAAGAAGAUCUUAGCUCAAACAAUUUAUCAUCCACUCCAACAUGUAGUAAUCAUUCCUCUCGUGCUACAAAACUAAUUAUUCGAAAGAAUAAAAUCACUUCCUCAAAUUCUACAAAAUCGGGUUUGUUAAAGGUGUUGAAUGAUGGGCAAACACCACUUGAUCGAUGCUCUGGUCUUAAAAAACGCCGAAUAAUGAAUGACAAAACACUAUCCCCUUUACCAGAAGAUGAAAAUAAUGUGGUGUCUGAAACAAAUUCAGCUGAUUUUGUGGAUACUGAGAAUCCUCCCAUCGAAGUAUCAUCCUUAAAGAUAAGAAAUCCAGAUGUUAGUCCAGUCAAUACUACCAAAAAAGUCGAACGUUCUUGGCAUAAAAAGAUAUCGAAUCGAAAGAACUCAAGGAAGAAUUCUAAAACGCUGCGCUAUAAAAAUAGAUUACGGAACACUAUAAAUUGCAAAAAUGAAUUACUUUGCAAUGGAUUGUCUCCUGGUACUAACGAUUUAACAAUAUCUAAAAAAUCGGAUUGCACAUCUGGUUCCCAUAGAGACCAAUAUUCCCCCACCAUUAAUGAUACCGAAAACUCCAAUACCUCAGAUGACUAUCUUCAGGGACAUGAUCAGGAAGGUGAUGUCAGUCUUCCAUCAAGUCCCCAUAGACGUAAUAACUUUACUUCGCAGUUAUCAUGUGACAGUGAUAAACGAUCCAAUGAAUCAAGUUUAAUGCACCAUUCUCUAAGACAUAGUCAUUCCUCACCCUAUCAUUUGUCUGUGACUGAUUGUAAUGGAGAUAUCAAGCCUUCAAAAGAAUUCUUAGAAAAUCUUGAAGGAGCUCUUGUUAAUGGUGAUUCAUCAUUGUCUCAUUUUGAUACUGAGAAGUUGGUGGAACAUGAUCAAUCAAGAGAUAAACGGAAUUCAGUCUGCAAUACUUUUGAUGAAGAUUGUGAACCAGCUCAAAUAUUGGAAUAUGGAUCACAUCAGAAAGACGAAAUAUCGACCACUCCGUUUCAUAACAAUAGACUAAAGCUAAAAACGGAGUGCAACUGGCUGGAAAAUACAAAUAAAACAGAUCAUUUUGCAAGGAAGACUAGCCGUGAAACAUCUCCUUUGAUGCAAAAUACUGAUUUAAAGGUAUCGAAACCUUAUGUUGUUCCAAACACUCAGAACCACACGAUAUUUAGUUCAGAUACCGGAUCAACUACACAAUAUGGAUAUGUUGGUAGUGAUGAUAUUAGUUGGGCUAUAAUUCAGCGUCAACGAGAGCUAAGAUUACUAUGCACUGCCAAUCAUCGAGUCCUUCGACGACUUGUACAGGCAGCCAGAAGAGAUAUGCAGCGUCAAGAAAUACAGAGGCGUUUGGCAAUCGCAGAUGCCGAUGUUAUUGAAGCAUAUAACAGACUUGAAAGUUACCGUCCACACCGUAAACCUCCGUUGAAACGUGAUCGUGAUGUAGCAUGGAAAGCACUGAAGGAACGUCGCAAGAUACUCACGGAAUUGGAAGCAUUCGAUGCUAAAUCCCCUUAAUAUGUGAUUAUCAAUCGCUUUUUUUGAUCCACUUUCAACUGUAUAUAACUCGACUCUUAGGUUAACUUUUUUUUGGUUAAAUGUAAUAUAUUUUAUUGCAGUUAGAAAAUGGCUGCAUAUUCCUGUGUAUUAUCGAAAGUAAAGUUUAUAUUCUGUCUACCUUUGAGUUUUUUUUCUGUUCUGUUUCAACGUUUUUCCUUC
Heterobilharzia americana is the source of this 3158-nucleotide messenger RNA. Lineage: Eukaryota; Metazoa; Platyhelminthes; Trematoda; Strigeidida; Schistosomatidae. The record is from the annotation of a GenBank genome assembly.